AUGAGGAAUUACUCAGCUGUGACCGAAUUCUUUCUGGUGGGAAUUUCCCAAUACCCAGAGCUCCAGCUCUUUCUGUUUGCGCUCUGUCUCGCCAUGUAUGUGAUAAUCCUCCUGGGAAAUAGCCUCCUCAUAAUCAUCAGCAUCCUAGACUCUCGCCUUCACACCCCCAUGUACUUCUUCCUUGGGAACCUUUCAUUCCUGGACAUCUGCUACACAUCAUCGUCCAUUCCCCCAAUGCUCAUCAUAUUUAGGUCAGAGAGAAAAUCCAUCUCCUUCAUUGGCUGUGCUCUGCAGAUGGUUUUCUCUCUUGGUUUGGGCUCCACCGAGUGUGUGCUCCUGGCUGUGAUGGCCUAUGACCGGUAUGUGGCUAUCUGCAACCCUCUGAGGUACUCCAUCAUCAUGAACAGGGUGCUUUAUGUGCACAUGGCUGCAUGGUCUUGGAUCAUAGGCUGUCUAAACUCCUUAGUGCAAACCAUCCUGGCAAUGGUAUUGCCUUUCUGUGGGAAUAACAUCAUUGACCAUCUUACCUGUGAGAUUCUGGCUCUUCUUAAACUCAUAUGUACAGAUAUCUCCACAAACAUACUUAUCAUGACAGUGGCAAGUAUUGUUUUACUGAUGAUUCCUCUAUUGUUAAUUUUCAUCUCCUACGUUUUCAUCCUCUCUUCCAUUCUAAGAAUUAAUUCUGCUGAAGGGAGAAGAAAAGCUUUUUCUACCUGUUCAGCCCACCUGACUGUAGUCAUCUUAUUCUACGGUUCUGCCCUUUUUAUGUACAUGAAGCCCAAGUCAAAGGAUACAAAAACAUCCGAUGAAAUCAUUGGGCUGUCUUAUGGAGUGGUAACCCCGAUGUUGAACCCCAUCAUCUAUAGCCUGAGGAAUAAAGAAGUUAAAGAGGCCAUGAAGAAAGUCCUGAGCAGAUACCUGCAUUUAUUGAAACCAUGA
This is a messenger RNA of Pteronotus mesoamericanus, 939 nucleotides long. Its product is annotated as olfactory receptor 13D1. Lineage: Eukaryota; Metazoa; Chordata; Mammalia; Chiroptera; Mormoopidae. Gene Ontology annotation, biological process: detection of chemical stimulus involved in sensory perception of smell; G protein-coupled receptor signaling pathway. The transcript has a single exon. Gene Ontology annotation, molecular function: G protein-coupled receptor activity; olfactory receptor activity. The coding region runs from base 1 to 939 and encodes 312 amino acids. The record is from RefSeq and is a predicted model, not a curated record. Gene Ontology annotation, cellular component: plasma membrane.